AUGGCGAUCGGUCAAGCUCCUAAUGUUGAACACAAACUGAAGUCCUCAGAUGACUACCAUGACGCCGAGAUUGACCACAUCAGCGAGCUCGCAUCACAGAUCACCAUCCACGAUGACAGAACCACGAAGACAAUCGACGCGUUGCGGAGACGAACGCGCUAUGCUGAUCUUUCGGAUGUUGAGGAGGGGACACUGAUUGUCUUCGAUCGUUAUUAUAGGCACAACUUCGAGCUCCACACUUCGGCGUCUCGCCCAUACAUACUUUUCGGAACCGCCGGGACCCCAAUCACGAUAGAUCUCCUCGAGGAACUACUCAGGCUUCUUCGACCAGGCGCGUUCAUCGACGUUCAAUUUGCUAUCCCGGAUGGCUACACGGAGGACGAAGAAACUUCUGAAAUCCUUGCGAUGAUACACAUGAUACAAAGCGUCGGACUGGAAAACGUCAAUAUAGUACACUUUCGCGGCUCAAUUGAACCAGAGCUUGUACAGGAGAUCGGCCAAGGAAAGAUGGAUGACUGGGAUGGCAUGCCCGGAGAAGGGCUAGCACCGAUGCACGAAUCACUUGAAUAUUUCUGUCUGUGGAAAGACGCCCCCAAAGCCAAAAUGUCACAAGCCGAGAGAACAUCGCAGCAGGGCAAGAAGGAUCGCGGAACGAGUUUCGAAUCGAAAGACGAGACGGACUCGGCGGCUACGGCAAUCUCUUUGCAGACCAGCUUCAAAGCCGGCACAGUCCGGCCUUGCCUCGUGAUGAUGCGAUUGAUUGAAGGCCUUCUUCGGCGCAUUCGGGACAAGAUUGGGCUGGCAGAGGACGUUCUGCGGACGCCAUGGCGGAAGGCCUGGCCCACCCGCAACAGCGCCGAAGCCCAGACUAGGGGAUUUCGAGCCGAGGCCCAAUCGGGGCAGCCCUGCGGCGUGGGUUGA
Colletotrichum tamarilloi is the source of this 921-nucleotide messenger RNA. RefSeq lists its product as uncharacterized. NCBI's taxonomy places the organism in Eukaryota, Fungi, Ascomycota, Sordariomycetes, Glomerellales, Glomerellaceae. The coding region runs from base 1 to 921 and encodes 306 amino acids. The record is from RefSeq and is a predicted model, not a curated record. The transcript has 5 exons.